AAAAUCUGUUUCUGCUUGCCUCCUUUGAUCGCAAUCAUGGCCAUCUCUUCUCUUCUCCUCAGGCCCUGCCCUCCUAUUCUUUCCACCAAACCAACCAACAGUCUCAGGAAAGAGACUGCAGAAACUUCACCCCCGAUCAGUGCAACACUUUUCAGUGAUUCCGAGUAUAAGCAUUCGUGGCUGGAAGAGCUAAAAAGAGCAUAUCCAUCUGAAAUUUCAAGCCAACUGGGAAAUGAUGAUGAAAGGUUUCGAGAAUUGGUGGACAAAAGCGUGGACAAUGUCAGAAUGUUAAUAGUAGACUCUGUGAAUCAUGCAAAAGCUGGCCACCCUGGAAUGGCGCUUGGGAUGGCUGAAGUGGGCUAUUUUCUAUACAGGCAUGCCAUGAGGUAUAAUCCGAGGAAUCCCAAGUGGUUCAAUAGGGAUAGGUUUGUCUUAAGUGCAGGGCACGGAUGUCUUCUUCAAUAUGUUUGUCUUCAUCUUGCUGGAUUUCAAUCAGUUCAGAUUGAAGACCUGAAACGUUUAACUAAGCUUGGUAGUAGGACUCCAGGUCACCCAGAGAACACAAUUACUGGAAUUGAAGUCACAACUGGCCCCCUUGGGCAAGGCGCCAAUGCGGUUGGUCUGGCCCUAGCAGAAGCACACCUGGCUGCUAGAUUCAACAAGCCCGAUGUUGCCAUAGUUGACCACCGAACCUAUUGCAUUAUGGGGGAUGGCUGUGCUAUGGAAGGCAUAUCACAUGAAGCUGCAUCGUUGGCUGCACACUGGAAACUUAAUAAGCUUACACUAAUCUAUGAUGACAACCACAAUACUAUUGAUGGUUCUACAGACCUUGCAUUUUCUGAAGACAUAUCAGCUCGAUUUCAGGCUCUAGGAUGGAAAACAAUUACAGUGGAUCUCAGGAAUGGAGAACUGAAAUUGUUUGAGAAUGCACUUCUCUCUGCUUAUGGUGAGAGAGAACCGACUUUCAUCAGGGUCAAGACUACUAUUGGGAAAUUGUCGAAGAAGGAAGGAACUUCGAAAGCUCAUCAUGGUACCUUUGAUGAAGAUGAUGUAAAACAAAUGAAACAAAAGGUCAAAUGGGAGAAUCAGCAGCCGUUCCAUGUGAUUCCUAUGAUCUAUAGGGAAAUGCAAAUUCAGGCGGAUCAGGGAGAAAAGUUGGAGGCGAUGUGGACAUCCAAGCUGCAUUAUUACCAAACUGCAUAUCCGGAGGAAGCGGCAGAAUUUAAUGCUCUCCUUCAUGGUGGACUAGUUCCAGGCUGGGAGAGUCUUACCGGUGUUGCACCCACCUUGCUGCAGCCAAAUUCAGUUAUAAAGACCACGUUUUUCCUUAUUGGACCUGAUUUCAGUUGCUUCUGCAUCUUUAACUCGUUAAAUUUCGGACCAUCGAUCCUUUUGAUGAAUCUGAGCAGUCAGCAUAAUAUUACCAAACUGAUCUCUGAUUCUCUUACUGAACAGCAAUGGUCAAUAACUGACCCAGUGGAUGCAACUCGAGGGUAUUCGGAGAAAUGUUUAAACCAACUUGCUAAAGUGCUACCAGGUCUAAUUGGUGGAAGUGCAGAUCUUGCCAGCUCUAAUAAAGCCUAUCUUCAUGACUGCGGAGAUUUCCAAAGGCAAAAUUACAAGGGAAGGAAUAUUAGGUAUGGAGUACGAGAACAUGCAAUGGGUGGAAUUUCAAAUGGUAUUGCGCUGCAUGGAGGUGGUUUAAUACCAUUUGCUGCAACUUUCCUUAUUUUCUCCGACUACAUGAAAAAUUCCAUCCGACUCUCAGCUCUCAGUCAUGCUGCAGUUACCUACAUUAUGACUCAUGAUUCAAUUGGCUUAGGAGAGGAUGGACCAACACACCAACCCGUGGAGCAGCUUGCUGGCCUAAGAGCAAUUCCUCGCCUAUUGGUUUUUCGACCUGCUGAUGGCAAUGAGACUGCUGGAGCUUAUAAGGUAGCUGUUGCAAACAGAGAUGUGCCUAGUGUUAUUGCAUUAUCAAGACAAAAGUUGGCAGCUAACGUGGAGGGAACAUCCUCAGAUGCCGUAGAAAGAGGAGGGUACAUUGUAAGUGACAACUGUGGUGAGGAAUUACCAGAAAUCAUACUAAUUAGUACUGGAUCAGAGCUAUGUCUCUGUGAAGCAAGUGCCAAUUUGCUGAGGAAGGAGGGGAGGAGAGUGAGGGUGGUUUCAUUAGUGUGCUGGAGACUGUUUGAUAGGCAACCACAGGAAUACAAGGAGGAUGUGCUGCCAUCAGGAGUUUCAAAACGUUUGAGUGUCGAGGCAGGCUCGCCAUUAGGCUGGAGGGAAUAUGUUGGGGAAAAGGGCAGCGUGCUUGGUGUGGAAGAGUUUGGGGCUAGUGGCGCAUAUUUGGAUGCAUUCAAGAAGUAUGGCUUUACAGAAGAAAAUGUCACCAGAAUAGCAAAGUCGCUUCUCUCCUGUUAAAACUUACAGAUAUUAGGAUGAGUGCACCCGUUUCCGAGAAGAAAGAGAUGAGGAAAUCUUAUUCCUUUCCUAGGUCAAAUACAUUCCGGCAUAAUCAAGCAGGCGCAAUAGUUUUCUAGCUAUAUAAUGAUCUACAAAUAAGCUGCUAGUGCUAGGUGGAGACUGGAGAGUUUGCUGGAUACGUUUCUGUUUCUGAGAGAUUAAGAGUUUGCUGGAAACGUUUUUUUCCCUGCUUAAUAUCUUUCUCGACUUGAUGAUCGUACUUCAUGAAGCCUGCAAUAUAUGUAAACUACUUGUUGAGAAGAAGCUUUCCAAUGUGCAAGUAAGCAAUCUACCCUGUCUGGCAUAGGAAAAUAAUGCUCCUCAAUUCAGAUUUAGGUCGUUUACUCAUGAUCUGAACCUCA
Coffea arabica (coffee) is the source of this 2828-nucleotide messenger RNA. The record is from RefSeq and is a predicted model, not a curated record. NCBI's taxonomy places the organism in Eukaryota, Viridiplantae, Streptophyta, Magnoliopsida, Gentianales, Rubiaceae.